GCAGCCGCUAAUGAGCACGACAAGGUCGUUUCAGUGUUAUUGGAGAAAGGAGCGAACGUGAACAAACAGCGUUUUAACGGAGACACUGCACUUAAGAUCGCGUGUGCGUUGGGCUGCUAUAACACCGUUCAAUUACUUCUUCAACACGGUGCUUCAAUCGAUUUAGCAGGAGAUUAUGGCGACACCCCGCUGAUCAGCGCAGCAGAAACGGACCAUGCAGCUGUGGUAAAGUUACUACUGGAGAACGGCGCAUCGAUUAAUUCAGCGAAUGACGAGGGUUGGACGGCGUUGAUGAGUGCAGCAAUGGAAGGCUAUGCAGAU
Molecule: messenger RNA, 321 nt
Organism: Phytophthora nicotianae INRA-310
Lineage: Eukaryota; Oomycota; Peronosporomycetes; Peronosporales; Peronosporaceae
Exons: 1
Molecular function (GO): protein binding
Source: RefSeq, a predicted model, not a curated record